Fusarium verticillioides 7600 is the source of this 591-nucleotide messenger RNA. RefSeq lists its product as hypothetical. Bases 1 to 591 code for a protein of 196 amino acids. The record is from RefSeq and is a predicted model, not a curated record. Lineage: Eukaryota; Fungi; Ascomycota; Sordariomycetes; Hypocreales; Nectriaceae. The transcript is spliced from 3 exons.
AUGUCUUCACUUCCGGGUCCAACGAAAUUAUCGAGAGGAAAGUACACGAAUGUCUGUCAUCACGACUCCAAGGCAGAUGCAGAAGAGUACCGUGAACAAAACCAGCCACAGCUCUGGGCUAAGACGAGUAUAUAUCUCCCUGGAUACUUUCUCAGCAACUUCUUGACUCAUCCAAUGGCUCAGCCAACCAAGAAAGAGAACGGAAACAUACAGUUCGCAAACAACCUAGAUCUCGAUGCAAAAGUUCCUCUGAUGUCACACGACCAAGAUUCUGGUCCCUUCGUCAGAGCCCUAAUUCAAAACCCUCCAGGGAAAAGUGUCAUUGGCUAUCGUGCUUGGAUCACACCACGGGAGUUCGUACGAAUUUCCAGUAAAGUCACGCCGCACGAGACUAAAAUACUACACAUACCACACAGGGAUUUCAGCUUUGAUUGCAAAGAAGAGUUGAGGGCUGAAUUGCAGGAUAACUUUGCAUUUGCUAACGAAAUUGGGCUUCAUGGCGGUGAUGAUUCUCCUGCUGUUCAUCCCAACAAGCUGAAUCCUCCUACUCAACUGAAGAGCAUUGAAGAUUGGGUUAGAGAACAAGACUAG